This is a messenger RNA of Paraglomus brasilianum, 1276 nucleotides long. The record is from the annotation of a GenBank genome assembly. NCBI's taxonomy places the organism in Eukaryota, Fungi, Glomeromycota, Glomeromycetes, Paraglomerales, Paraglomeraceae.
AUGAAACUGCUCAGUGACCUUCCUACACCAUCAAAGCUUGGUGAACCUGAUGAAUGGAAUAAACAACAGAGAAAAAGACCUUUUUGCUUGAAUCAUCGCCCAACACAAGCUUCAAGUACUGUACCAGUUAGUCUCUAUUGUCCAACAAUCUUUGGAAAAUUCCAAGAAUGUUGUCAUGAGAAAGAUCCAGAAUAUGAGGAUAAUUUGUUUACCUACAACUUCUGCUGUAAAAUGGCUGAAUUUUAUCAGACAGAGGAAUCACGUCGGGAUGUUGCAAAUAAGAUGUUAUCUACAUAUCUUGGUCAUGCUGUGACACCACUCCAGCUCCCUGGAAAUCGCAGUACUGAUGGUACAAUAUGUGCAUUUACACCACAUGCCUAUCGUGAACUCAAUAUUGAAGCAAAGAAUGAGUGUUGCCAAUCCCUUACCUGUCCUUACCUUGAGAAUUGUGGAUAUUACUUAAAUAUUUGCAAAGAAUACCAAGACAUACCUUCCCAUCUACCAUGUUUCUUGGUUACAAUUGCAGGCCCUUCCUUUUCUGUCUCUGGUGCAGUACUUGCAGAUGUGGCUAUAGUUGAGCCACUUACUCCAACAUACCCACUCCUUUGGCUCAUAAAUAAUGACAUGAUGGUAACACUUUCCAAAACAUUCCAUGCUCUGAAGAUGUCUCUACAAGACUUAGACAAAUACUAUAAUGAACUUGAUCAUUCAUCUCCUCCAACCAUCAGACGUUUAUAUCCUUUAUUCCCUCAUGUGGUUGUAAACAAUGAGUUUUUUAGUAUCCAGGUUGAAUUCCAACUUGGUACUUAUCUUCUUUGGAGAGUAACACUUGUAGGAGAAAAAGGAUCACAGUUUGCAGCAUAUGUGAAAGCUGUUCGGAAGCAGCAAUAUUCACUUGACAUGCAUCAGUUCUUAGCAGAGAGUGGAUAUGCUCCAAAAAUCUUUGCCACAUCAGAAUCUGGUGGUUGGUUCUUUGUUUACAUGGAAUGUCUGGAUAAUCAUUUAAUGUUGCAUCAUGUCACUGCAGAACUUCAUGACAAGCAAGAGCAGAAAUCUUUGAUAGCACAAAUCAAGAAAGUUAUUGAGCAUUUGCACAACUCAGAAUAUGUGCAUGGUGACUUACGUGAAGGGAACAUUCUAGUUUGUCAACUUAGUGACCAUGAAAAAUUUGACAUAAAGCUGAUUGAUUUUGAAUGGUCUGGCAAGGUUGGUUCUGCACAUUAUCCACACUUCAUGAAUCAUGCUAGUAUUGAAUGGUCAGAUGGGGUAGGAGAUG